UGCGCGCGCUGGAUCUGGCGCGAGCUGGUCCAGCACCGCGGCGGCGACAGCGGUCGCACGUUAAACAUCAGCCACCCAUGCGUGUUAUUCUGCGGACUGGGGACUCGUGAGAUUUGAGCUGUGCGGGCUUGACCCGACAGAUGGGAGGGCGCUCGAGCUCCACCGUUUUCACGCACGGCACGCACGUCGACCCGGUGAAAUCGUCACGCUGAUAGAAUCUGUGGAAUCUGUCGCGAGUGUUCCUGCGCGCGCGGUCGGAGAGCAUCCCGACAGAGAGCGAGGUCCGGUCGGUCGGUCUGUAGUCGGUGUGGGUCCGCGGAAGGCUUUAGCGUGCAGGGGAGCUGCAGAGGGACUUGCGCUGGACUCCUUGGCCGAAUCAGAGCAUCCCAUUCCCGGCAGCAUCCAUCCCUCCGCGCCUCAGCUCCAGCGGGAGGCCGGGAGCGGCGGCAGGAUGUAGCAGCGGAUUAACGGAGGAGAGAGGGGCGCUCAGAGGAAGAGAGCGGGACCGAGGCGGGACGGAGGGGACAUGGGGAAGGACCAGGAGCUGCUCCAGGCCGUGAAGACCGAAGACCUGCUGACAGCUCAGCGGCUUCUACAGAGACCACGGCCAGGGAAAGCCAAGCUUCUCGGAGCAGCAAAGCGGGUGAACGUCAACAUCCAGGAUGCAGAUGGGCUGUCGCCGUUGCAUCAUGCUGCUCUGAGUGGCAACAAGGAGAUGAUCUCUCUGCUGUUGGAGGCCCAGGCAGCAGUGGAUAUCAAAGACCAUAAAGGAAUGCGUCCCCUGCAUUAUGCUGCAUGGCAGGGGAAGACUGAGCCUAUGAAAAUGCUGCUGAAGGCAGGCUCGUCAGUCAACGGACAGUCAGAUGAAGGACAGAUCCCGCUCCACCUGUCAGCUCAGCAUGGACACUAUGAUGGGUCGGAGAUGUUGCUGCAGCACCAGUCCAACCCGUGCAUCUCAGACACAGCUGGGAAAACUCCACUGGACCUCGCUUGCGAAUUUGGACGUGUUGGAGUGGUCCAGCUCCUGCUCAGCAGUAACAUGUGUGCAGCCAUGCUGGAACCAAAACCCUCCGACCCCAACGGAGUGUCACCUUUGCAUCUGGCUGCCAAGAACGGACACAUCGAAGUGAUACGGUUGCUGAUUCAGGCUGGAAUAGAUAUCAACAGACAGUCCGAGUCUGGCACAGCACUACAUCAGGCUGCCCUCUGUGGGAAGACGGAGGUAGUACGCCUGCUGCUGGAUAGCGGCAUCAGUGCAGGAGUGAGAAACACUCUGAGUCAGACUGCCCUGGACAUCGUUAACCAGUUCACUACCACGCAGGCCAGCCGGGAGAUCAAACAGUUACUGAGAGAUGCCUCAGCUGCAAUGCAGGUGCGAGCACUAAAGGAUUACUGCAACAACUAUGACCUUACCAGCCUCAACAUCAAAGCUGGCGACAUCAUCACGGUUUUAGAGCAGCACUCUGAUGGCCGAUGGAAAGGCUGUAUUCAUGACAACCGGACAGGAAAUGACCGUGUGGGCUACUUCCCCUCCAACAUGGUGGAAGUCAUCAAGAGGGCAGGUUCACGAGCUGCAGAGCUGAGUCCUCAGGGCUCUCCCACUUUGGGACAGCAGAGCAGCACCAGUGAGGACAUCUGGGUGCUGCGCAAACCGCUGGCAGGUGGCGAGCGCAGCGGCAGCGUCGGCAGCCUCGGCAGUGUUCGGUCAUCGAGCAGCUUGCAGGGCUCUGGAAACACGCAUGUUUUGACCACUCCUGCACCCAGUCCCCACCCCGCACCCACGCCAGGGGUCAACACCCACGGCCUUAAUGCUCCCGGCCUGCAUGCACAAGCAGAAGGAGUCAAGCUCCUGGCCACUGUGCUGUCUCAGUCGGUAAAAGCCAAGGAGCAUCUCUUGGAGCAGUCGCAGUCUGUGGAGCAGUCAGCAAGCUCUUCCAGCAGCACGGUUCACGAGCAGCGCUCGUUUGAACGGAAGGCCGAAGAGGAUGAUGGGAAAAAGCAGGCAGUAGUGGCGUGGCUGGGUGAGUUUCAGCUGCAGUUCUACACCACCCACUUCCUCACCGCGGGAUAUGAUCUAGACACCAUUAGCCGCAUGACCCCUGAGGAUCUGACGGCAAUUGGGGUCAUGAAGCCCGGACAUCGAAAGAAGUUAAUAUCAGAGAUCAGCAAGCUGCCCUCCACAGACUGGCUGCCCGACCACAAGCCUGCUAAUCUGGCAGACUGGCUGUCUCACCUGGGCCUUAGUCAGUACUACCAGGUACUCGUGCAGAAUGGUUAUGAGAACAUUGACUUUGUCUCGGACAUCAGCCUUGAAGAUCUGCGAGAGAUUGGCAUCACUAAGCUCGGUCAUCAGAAGAAGAUAAUGUUGGGAGUGAAGCGGCUGAAGGAGCUUCAGAGAGGAGAAAGUGGCUCCGAGCCUCCUCAGAGCCCCUCUACACCUCCAUCCAGCCCAGGCGGCAGCACUACAUCAGAGCUGCGGAAAGAGGCGAGGAAGCAGAGGGACGGGGUGCCCAGCCCUCGGGCCAAACCUCGCCCAGGUCUCGCACACACACAGACCCCUCCCCACACACCGACUCAAACCCCACCGCAAACGCCCCCGCACACUCGGACCCAGCAGGCUUCCCCCAGGGCUCGGCCGCGGCCAUCCACCCAGCAGUCGACAGCAGACUCGGCAGUACCUCUGCUGAGGCUGCCCAACGUGGAGGAAGAGCGACGGAGAACUCACAGUCUAAUUGGCUCGGAAUCAGACUCUAGAUAUGCCACCGUGUGCCGCAGCAGCUCUUCACAUACCGCUGCCGCUAAUGAUGUCACUGUUAACCGCAGCCAAUCAUCUGUUACCCUUCGCCCGCGUAGGAAAGGUCGGCCCCCAACACCUCCUAAACGGUCCUGUUCUUCCAUUACCGGGGGUGACGGGGAGGGCGAGGGGCAGGUGGAGGGACUGCUCGGGCUGCCAACCUAUCGAGAGCGGCGAGCUAGUGACUGCGGCAGCCUGGGAGCUGCUUUAAGGGCUCAGGAGUCAGCAGGCUUGGAGAGGUCAGACGGAGCUUCUGGGAGUGUUCGCAGCCUCGCGGCCAUGCUGGAAACAUCCAUCGUGAGUGGAACCAAAACGCUGCCGAAGAAUCUGGGAAGCAGCACGAACUACCUGCAGGUGCGUCGCCAGGCAGGCGCAGGAGGUCUCGGAUCUGAAGAAGAUGAUGUUUUAAAUCGCCGCAGGACCAUCAGUGGACCCGAAGGCCUCCCUGGAGAUCAGUCUGACCAAUUACCUCAGCAACCGGUCCCGCGACGCCCCGAGCCUCGGCCCCGCUCCACCGUGCUCACCUCAGCAUCAGAGAUCACAGACGGCACAGCGACGCUCCGGAGGAAGCCGCGUCCUGUGGCCGCGGACUCUGAAGCUCCUGCAUCUGUGUCUACCACGGUUGUUACCACGACUACUGGCUCUGACACCAUACGCAGGAGGCCACGCACGACUGAGCACACGGAGCAUCUCAUUCAAAGCAAUAACCAAUCAGAUUCUCCUAUCAGUCAAAUAGAUAGCUGCCGUAAAAUUGAAAGCGAGCCGCAGCAGAACGGCGGCGUGAUCCUGAGGCGGAGGCCGGUGUCUGAGAUCUCCGAGAGGACGGAGACCAACAAGGAGAGCUGUGAGUGGAUGGAAGCUAGGAAGUCUCUGAAGCCACCAGUUUCACCCAAACCAUCCACUGUCACCCUGAAGAAGCCGCAAGCUGACCCCCCGACUCCGACUCGUAGGGUCCCCAUACCCGGGCCUGACACUGCUGAGCUGGCCCAGAGCCCCGAGUCGAAGCGUGUCCCUCCCCCCGUGUCCCCGAAGCCGCGUGGGCCUCCGACAGCACCUAAACCUGGCAAAGCAAUAGUAGCUUCAGCAACCAUGAGCCCGAGCCCCGCCGCUACCAGCCCGGCUGCAGCCAGCCCCACCCCGGCCCCCAAACCCUCCUCUCCGCUCUCUGCCGCCCCUCUUCCAGCCCCCGACACCCCCUCCGCUCCCUGCCUCUCACCCGGGCUCCCUCUCACUUCCCCUUCUCCAGCCCAGAGUCCGUCCACUCCCUCACCGCACCCCGUCAAACCGCCACGCUCCUCGAUCACCGGUCUCUCCAUCGACCUGUUGGGCUUGCGGGAAGUGGAGGAGGAAGAGGAUAGGAGGCGAGAUGAAGAGGAAAGGAGGAGAGAGCGAGAGCACAGGAGGCACAAAGAGCAGGAAGAGGAGAGAAGCAGAGCCGAGGACGGGGCUUUGAAGGAGCUGGAGAGGAAGUCCUCAAAGAGCGACAGUGUGGAGAGUCGAGCAGGGGAAGGAGAGCAGGAGGGAGAGGUUCAGCAUCGGCUGGAGGAGACCAGCGCCUCUUUGGCUGCAGCUCUGGAGGCUGUGGAGCAUCAGAUCAAAGAGGAGGACACACAAAAUGACUCUCUCUCCGGAAAAAAAGCAACAGUCUCCAUCUUGGACGACAUUGGCAGCAUGUUUGACGACUUGGCAGACCAACUGGAUGCGAUGCUGGACUGAUCUGCUGCACGCAUCUCAUUUUCCUACAAGCCCUUUCCCUCGCCUCCCCCCUCAUCAUGCGUAGGUGUAAGAAAACUCUCCCGAGGCUCAGUGCCGGCGCAGAGAGUGUGUGUUCGAGCGUGCGCCCCCUCAUGCGUGCGUGAGCGCUUUCUCAUGUAGCCUUGUACAGUACUGACGAGGGGAGUGGGGGGGGUCCUCUUUGUCUGGUGCAGUAGCUCUAGUACGCCUCCUGGUGCAAGGAGGCCGCUCCCACACAACCUCUGACCUCUGCAGCUCAGCAUGUCACCGCCGCCGCCUCCGCUGCCACCCGGCCUCAGAUGGCUGUGUGAACCAUGAGAAGCACAAUCAUUUUCCUCAUCCUUUGAUCUCUACAGACUUGGACCGACAUGCUGACUCAGUCAGACAGGGAGACAGCAGAUAAGCAUAUUGCUUGCAAAAUAAGCACACUAUCCAUCUGGCAGGGAGAUAGCUAGAUAGCUAGAUACAUAGAUAGACAAGGUAGAUACUGAUGAGACGUCCAAGAAGAUUUAUAAAAGCACACGGGGAGAGAGGCGGGCCGCUUUCUGUGCCCGAUUCGCUCCUGCAGCGUCAAAAGGAUGCAUUUUUCCAGUCAACUCGUAGCCUCUAUUUCUCUUCUGUUCCAGUGGAGGAUUAUGGUUAGCCGGACUUCCUGACUCCCUGUGUGUCGUCUCUGUUCAUGUUGUUGUUGUUGUUGCUGCCGUUGCCGUUGUCGUCGUCGUGUGUAGUCCCUGCUGAUGCUCACGUCAGUGUCCUCCCUCUCGUACAGUAGUUGUUGUAAUGAUCAGAAAGAUGAUAUAGAUGUGUGUCCAUGAGUUUUGAGACACUCGCACGCACACACACAUGCACACACUUAUUACAUCUUGCUAGUCUUCAGCUUUGUUGGCGGUUAACUCCAGCUGCGGAGGUUUGCUUGAAAAUUAAUCUGCACACACACACACAUACACACACACACCACACCCAUGAACAUAUAUUAUAUAUAUAUAUAAAUAUUUACAAGCACACUCAUGCGGUAUAUCCCUUUGUCCUGCUGCAGUGAACAGUGUUUAUAAAAGAUAAACCUAUAUUUCAAUGCUUUAUAUAGUACAUCCAGUAUACAUACAUAGAGUUUAUAGUAUACCUGGGUAUUUGAGCUGUUAUGGCUCCCUCUAGUGUUGGUUAGUGAAACUGCCUCUAAUUGGCCCACCUUGAAUCUCGUCUCCCCCACUUUUUGUUUUUUUACAAUCUCCCUCUGUGUCUGGUUUGUUAACUCUACAUCUCUCUGUGCCUUCGUAGUGUUCUUCAUAUAUUCAGUUUUUUGGUUUGUUUGGUUUUUGUUCCAUACUUUAACAUAUUUAUUGGGGGUUUUUUGGGUUCCUUACAAGCCCUUUUGUGUCUGUGAUGUCUGAAUAGCUUCUAUAUACGACCUCUAAAAUUAGUCAGCUUGUCUACCCCAUUUAAAACCAGCCCAUGUAAGUCCCCCCGUAAGCUGUAAUAAGUUGGCUCCGCUCCUCCUUGAAUCCCUGGUUUUUAGUGGCCCACUCAGAGCCCCCCCCCCCUCAAACCCCCCCAGUGUUAGCCAGACAGUGGAUCAACCACCAGUGUUCAUCCCCCAAUGAAGAGUCCACUUGUAUUUUUAUGCUCUUUGAAAACAAAGAUGAUAUAUUUGAGAGACAGAUGGAUCUAUGUGAAUACUAUUAAUAAUAACAAUAACGAUAAUGGCUGUAGGCAUUGAGGUGAGCUUCUGGUCGAGUUCUGGAUGUGUUGUGACGGCUGUUGUGCCAUGUUGGUUGGGUUUAGGUUGUGUUUCUGCUGUGACGAUGCAUUCCUGUACAGCUGUGAUGAGAAUAAAUGUAAAAAAAAUAAAUAAACCGGAUGCUACUCUUU
This is a messenger RNA of Maylandia zebra (zebra mbuna), 6394 nucleotides long. NCBI's taxonomy places the organism in Eukaryota, Metazoa, Chordata, Actinopteri, Cichliformes, Cichlidae. The record is from RefSeq and is a predicted model, not a curated record.